This is a messenger RNA of Olea europaea var. sylvestris, 1318 nucleotides long. RefSeq lists its product as uncharacterized. The record is from RefSeq and is a predicted model, not a curated record. Lineage: Eukaryota; Viridiplantae; Streptophyta; Magnoliopsida; Lamiales; Oleaceae. The transcript is spliced from 3 exons. Bases 267 to 1127 code for a protein of 286 amino acids. Gene Ontology annotation, cellular component: clathrin vesicle coat; membrane. Gene Ontology annotation, biological process: endocytosis.
AGGUAAAAGGUGUCGUGGAAUGUUUGUCUAGCGACAUGUUAAUCCACUGAAAACGGAUUUACUGUAGAUUCACUCCGUUACUCCAAAAUCCAUCAAAUUACAUGAUUACAUUUGCCAAUUCAAGCUUAGAAUCCACGUCUACUUCUCUUUUAUCUACAACUUUCUUGCAAAAAUUCUUGAAAUCUCAGAUUUCUUCAACUGACUUGAGUUAAAUUCAAUUGAAUACCAGAAAAAGCAAAAAAUUUCACAUUCCAAAGGUCUAAACGAUGUCAUAUGAGGAGGACGAGGAGACUUUCGAGCAUACCCUGUUGGUAGUCCGGGAAGUAUCCGUUUUCAAAAUCCCGCCCCGAUCCACGAGUGGCGGGUACAAAUGCGGCGAGUGGUUACAGUCCGACAAGAUCUGGACGGGUCGGCUCCGUGUGGUGUCUUGCAAGACCCGCUGUGAGAUCCGCCUCGAGGAUCCGAAUUCCGGCGAGUUGUUUGCCGCGUGUUUCGUGAAUCCGGGUCAAAGAGAGAGCUCUGUUGAAUCGGUAUUGGACUCUUCGAGAUACUUCGUGUUGAAGAUCGAGGAUGGGCAAGGGAAGCACGCCUUCAUAGGGUUAGGGUUUAACGAGAGAAAUGAAGCGUUCGAUUUCAAUGUCGCUCUUUCGGAUCACGAGAAGUAUGUGAAGAGGGAGGGCGACAAGGAUGUUGGUGUCAAUGGUGGUGGUGAGGGGGGUAAUGAGGAGAAUCAUAUUGAUAUUCAUCCUGCUGUUAAUCAUAGGUUGAAGGAAGGGGAAACUAUUCGGAUAAAUGUAAAGAAUAAAGUAUCUGGCGGAACGGGCAUGCUUUCAGCUGCAGGGUUAUCGAGUGGGCUUUCUGGAACUGGGAAAUCUAAAACCCUUGGCCUUGCACCACCACCUAGUGGAGGAGGGAAGAUUAGGUCUCCUCUUCCGCCCCCACCCAACGAUCCUGCUGCAGGUAGGAUUAGUUCUCCUGGCCAUGACACUGCUGUGAAGGGAUCCAAGGAAAAUGUGAAGCAGUCAAAUGAUCCUUUAUCUGAUCUCUCUCAACUCGAGAGGAACCUUCCUGCCAGUGCUGGAUCAGGGUCUGCUAAAACCUCUGCAGCCGGCUGGGCAGCAUUUUGAUAAUGUGAAUGGUACUUUUGUUGGUUGUUGUAUGAAGAAAGAUGAGAGAAUGAAAAUAAAUGUUAUGUCAAAGAAAUUCAUCGUUUGCUCCAUUUUUGGAAAAUAAUGAUUCUCAGAAAUUGUUAAUAUGCGCGUUUGACAUGGUUUUCUGCCAUAUUUUGAGAUAGAGACCGGCUUUGUCCAUGAACUUA